Molecule: messenger RNA, 1328 nt
Organism: Scatophagus argus
Lineage: Eukaryota; Metazoa; Chordata; Actinopteri; Scatophagidae
Product: schlafen-like protein 1
Exons: 5
Coding region: 85-1269 (394 amino acids)
Source: RefSeq, a predicted model, not a curated record
UGUACUGUACACCACAGUUUCAGCAGGCACUUUCAAAGGUCUGACCGGUCGACUCACAGCAGUGGCACAGGAAAAGCAAAGUGCAUGAUGGUCAAAAGCAAAACAACUGGAAAGAGAGAGUGGAAUAGGAGGGAGAAGAUCCCAGGUGCAAGGUGGGAUUCCUCCGCCAUGGCAGAUGUCAUGUCACCCAAAAGGUACCACAAUGAUCUGAAGCAGCCAUCUUCGGCCCCACAUCCAUCCACAUCAGCUGAUGUGAGGACCACUCAGCAACGAUCAUACCAAUCUAAAGUUUCCACUCACCACUCACUUCGCUCCACCAUCACCAGUCCAAGAAAGAAAUGUAAAAAGAGUGGAUACAAUUUUUCCUGGAGGAGGGAACGUGUGUAUAAGAAAGGCAUAAACAGUCAGUCCAGAGUGAGGUCCAAAAAUAUGAAGCAGUGGACACCCUCCAGAUAUUCAACCUCCAGCUGUGAAUCAGUCCAGGGAACACCAGUUCAGUUUAUCAGCGGAGCCGACAUCCCCAGCCGCCAGUGGGUCUACUAUCAUUCUUACAUUGGCAAUGAGACACGCAGCAUCGAGUUCAAAAAAGGUGGAGUGUAUUAUUUGCAGAGGUUUUUGAGCAAAGAUAUUUGCAUCUAUGGCUGUGCCUUCCUGAACAGCGGGGGAGGGAGUUUGCUAGUCGGAGUAUCGGACAAUGGGAUUGUUUGCGGUGUGCACAUUAGCCAUAAAAAUGAGGACAACACCCGCCUGCUUGUAGACAGGAUUGUGAAAAGAUUCAAACCUCCUCUCCUCCCCUACAACUACAACCUGCAAUUCCUGCCUGUGGUAAAGCCUGGGGAGGAGGGGCACCACCUCAAGUUGCUGUGCCUCACCUUCAGAGCUCCUCCAACCUGCAUUGAACCAACCCUCUUUCAGAUUGAGGGGAGGGUAUACAUGAGACUAGAUGGGAGUGUGCAGGGGCCUUUAAGUAUCUCUGUUAGCCUAGAGUGGUACAGACAGAUGUGGACUGCUAAAAUGCAGCAGUUGGAGCAGAGUGCGCAUGAAGCAAUUUCUGAGAUCUUCUCCUUAAACAGGCAGGUCCGCUGGCUAAUCCAAUUCCUCACAAAACAGUGUGAGAGUGUUGCAUCACAACAGCCACAGAUGAACACUGCAAGGCAAAGCUCAUCAGCCAGUGGUUCCCUGUCUCGAGUGGAAACUCCAGAUGCCAGGCCAACUCACAACACAGGAGUUCUAGAUCUGGCAGUGGAAUCAGAACACCACCAGAUGUGAAUUUGUCUGGCUGUGAGGUUUGGCUGUAAUGCACCCAAUAGCAAAAUAAACUAAACAAC